Molecule: messenger RNA, 4091 nt
Organism: Linum tenue
Lineage: Eukaryota; Viridiplantae; Streptophyta; Magnoliopsida; Malpighiales; Linaceae
Source: the annotation of a GenBank genome assembly
CGAUUCACGAAUCGAAGAAGCUUUCUUCUCCUCUCCCGUUCUCAACCCGCCGCUGCUCCUCUUCUCUAGCUCACCCCUGCAUCUUGGAGUCUGGCGAUCGGUGACGGCAGCGAGACAACGAGCUUGGUUGCCCGAGAACGCCGCCGACUCUCCCUCCCCUGGCUCGACCGUCGUUCGUCUGCUCCAGCCAGCCCAGCCUCUGGCGACGAGAUCGAGAAACUCCACCGAGUCUACCUCCCCUGGCCAAACCGCCCUUCGUCGUCUCUGUUCGCCGGAGCCACCGAGUCUCCCUCCCCUGUCUCGAGUCUCAACCGUCCUUCGUGGUUUCGUCUUCUUCGGUUCAGCUCAGCCCUUCUCAACAACAUCGGAAUCAUCAUAACCAAGGGCAUCAGAACUCCAUUCAACAACAUCAGAAUCGUCUUCUCCACUAAUAACAGAUAACUCAAGAAGUUUUAACUACCAAUUGAGAACGGAAAGAAUUGGGGUCUCCUCUCAUCUCUUCCACUCUCGCCUUGUCGUUGCGGUCGACCCGGCUUUCCCUGCUCGCCGUUGACCCAGCCAUCAUCCCCUGCUCACGGUCGACCCGCCCUUCAGCCACUGCUCGCCGUCGACCCGCCCUUCAGCUCCCUGCUCGCCGCCUUGUCAUUGCCGUCAUCGUCUACUUCUCUUCUCGUCGACGACAGCUCUUCCAAGUCGCUGCCUUAUCCCCUGCGCCUCUUCUCGUCGUCAUUGCCUCUGAGAUUGAGAAGCUACUGCCGACUUUAUACAUCCCUGGUCUGCUGGGUUUUGCUCCCCUACCACUCUGCCCGCAUCAUCCUUUGUUUUAUCAUGAACAAUAAUGAGGUCGAAAACAAGAAUGAUUAUGUAAUGGCGGAAGGAAAGGAGGUAUGGCCUAAUGAGGUCAAGUUAUAUCUUAUUGAUUUGAUGGUGGAAGAAGUGAAGAAUGGAAAUAGGACUACCACUACUUUCUCAACGGUAGGCUGGGCAAACAUAAAAAAUGGACUGACAAACAAGUUUAGGAAGGUUUGGAAUGAUGAUCGGUUAAAGAACAAGUUUAAUCAGUCGAGGAGAAAGCAUAGGGUUUUCACGACCAUCAUUAGUGAGACGGGAAUUAGUUACACUACGACAACGACCAUCAUUGAUGUUUUAACAUAUUUGAUAUUUGAUAUCGUAGUUGUACUUCUUAAAAUCUUUGGUUGAUGUACUAGUAUUUUGUUUAUUUGUUUAAAGCAAGAUUCCUAUUUGAAAACAGAUAUCAGUUUGUAACAAUGGUAUCUAAACAAGUUUUCAAUUCAUGUUACAUGACUUUGAAUGAUUCUAUAUUUUUUAUGGCUUUAAUUUUAUUAAAGAUUCAUAUUGCUGGGUUGUGGAUUUUGGGUUUUGGGUUCUGGUCAUUGUUCCUAUGUUUUGGUCCGGAUACGGGUUUGUACAUGCUCACCUUUGACAUAAGGAGGAUAUUCUUGUUCGACUAGUUUACCAUUAAAAAAUCAGAAAUCCAGGAAGAAAGGAUGUCUGGUAAAUGUUGCGUGGUGACCGGAGGCAGGGGCUUUGCCGCCAGGCAUUUGGUGGAUAUGCUCAUCCGAUCAGACAAGUUCCUCGUUCGGAUCGCUGAUCUACCUCCCGCCAUCGACCUCUCCCCGGAGGAGGAGAAUGGAGACCUUGGUCGUGCAUUGGAAUCCGGCCGCGCUUCCUACGUCUCUAUGGAUCUCCGCAACAAGCCCCAAGUCCUCCAAGCUCUUAAAGGAGCUGAGGUUGUUUUCCACAUGGCGGCCCCGCAUUCAGGUAUCAACAACUACCAGCUCCACUAUUCAGUCAACGUGGAAGGGACCAAGAACGUGAUUGAUGCUUGCGUCGAGCUUAAAGUGAAGAUCCUAAUCUUCACUAGCUCUGCUAGUGUGGUUUUUGAUGGGAUUCAUCCAAUCUUCAAUGGAGAUGAAUCAUUGCCGUAUCCACCCAAGCCUCUUGAUUCCUACUCUGCGACUAAAGCAGAAGCGGAGGCUGCUAUCCUUAAGGCAAAUGGUACUAAUGGGCUUCUUACUUGCUCCUUACGUCCUAGUAGCAUAUUUGGUCCUGGAGAUAAAUUGUUUAUUCCUGCUCUUGCUGAGUCGGCGAGGGCUGGCAAAUCCAAGUUCUUAAUUGGUGAUGGCAAUAACGUCUAUGACUUCACGUAUGUUGAGAAUGUGGCACAUGCUCACAUAUGUGCUGAACAAACUUUGUCAUCAUCAGGGGAGGCUGCAGAGAAAGCUGCAGGGCAGGCAUAUUUUAUAACCAACAUGGAGCCUAUCAAGUUUUGGGAGUUCACUGGAAAUGUUUGUGCAGGUCUUGGUUAUGAGAGGCCAAGGAUCAAGGUUCCUGCUAUUGCUGUAUUGCCAGUUGCUCAUGCAAUUCAGUGGGCAUAUAAUCUACUCGGCACAUAUGGGAUGAAGCUCCCAGUGUUGAUUCCUUCAAGAAUUAGGCUUCUUUCUGGCAACCGAUCAUUUAGUUGUGCAAAGGCUCAUGAACUUCUUGGCUAUACACCAAUUGUAUCACUCGAGGAUGGUUUGAAAAGGACCAUUGAGUCAUUUUCACAUCUUAAUGCUGAGAAUCAACCUAAAAGAGAAGGGGAAUCUAAGGCUUCAUUAUAUCUUGGAAAUGGAAAAGUUGCUGACACACUACUUUGGAAGGAUACCAAGAAGACACUCAUCGUGUUGCUAGUUCUAAUUGGGAUUUACUACAGUUUCAUUUCAUCUAAUACUACCAUUAUUACUGCGACUUCAAAGCUUCUCUUGAUGGCAGCAAUUUUUCUAUUCGUCCACGGCAGAUUACCUGAGAAAAUGUAUGUCCCUUAUCCCUUCCUUUCGGAUUUCAGUCCUAUGUUGAUUUUCGUACGGCUAUAAUUGUGCCAUUGAUUUGAUGUUCUUUGGAUGGGUACCGCUGGAUGCACAACUCAUUUGCUUCUUACUGCCUUAAAGUCUUGAACAAGCAGCUUUGAGUGACCAACAGAAAAAUUUGAUUUGUGUUUGUAUUAUACUCCAAUCUCUUGGUGUGAAUUUGGAAGGGAGACUAUUCUUCAUCUAGAUUAAAUGCAGCGGGAACUAAUAUAAAGCCAGAUUGAAUAAUGUAUGAGCUUUUGGGACUCGGUAUGUUUUGUCUGUAAGAGCCUUCAGGUGCUCUGAAAUAUAAAUAUUGGAUGUGAGAACCAUCAUAGAAGCUUUCGGUGUUGGUUAAUUAAGAGAACUGGACUAUUAUAGUGUGCUAGUGACACAUUUGCUUCAUACGUACAGAUUUGGGUAUAAAAUCGAAAAGAUCCAUCCGUCUGAUUUUUACUGGACUGAGAAGAAGUCUUACCAAGUUGCUCAUGUAUUAGCUUCGUUCUGGAAUGCCGGGAUCAACAUUCUAGAAUCUCUUUGCAAAGGGAAGGACUGGUUGCUUUUCCUCGAGGUUGUCUUGUCGCUGUUGAUCAUUGGCUUCAUAGGGACCAUUUCCCUUCACUCAUUGUUUGUAAUGGGAGUUCCCACAACAUUUUUAGGGUUCUACUUGUACGAAAGGAACGAAGAAGCGAUUGAUGGUUUGGUGUCGGAUGCUCUCUCUUACGGAUAUAAAUUGAAAUCUCAAAUCAUCCACAAAGUAACUAGUCCAAAACUUGACUAACAAGGAAGGCUCAUUAGAUUAACUAUGCAGUUUCUUCUUUGUUUUCCUCCCUUUGCUUGACAGUUUUGUAACAGGUAGUUAACGUCACGGAAACAUACAUGGUCAGCUGGGUUUUGAUCGUUGGGGUUUGUUUAUUUGGGGAAGAUGACAUGCCAGUCAUUAUCGCGUUCUGUACGCUAUACUUCUGUUGGUAUCGAGUGUUAUGUACACACAACGUAACACACUGUUCUUGAGUUUAUUUGGCUAAUAUAACUUGAUCAUUUAAACUUAUAGUAUUAGACCUAUCUAGAGUUGUAAAUGAGUCUAGCGGAAUUUUACCCCAGUUUGAGCUCGGCGAGUUAAUAAACGACUUGAGCUCAAGCUAGACUCGUUUAUUAAUGAGGCGAGGCGAGUUCGAGCUAGUUUGUUUAAUAAAAUCUUGACUUAUAUUUGAUAUAUUCAUUUUCUAUGUCAUACAUUAC